AUGUCAGGAGUGCGGUUAGCAGGGGGCAGGAGUCUCUGCUCUGGCAGAGUUGAGGUUCUGCGAGGGACGUCCUGGGAUACAAUCUGUGAGGCCGACUUUGACAUGAAGGACGCAGAAGUCGUCUGUCGCCAACUAGACUGUGGAUUUCCAGCAGAGCUGCUGAGAGGGGCUUAUUUCGGAGAGGGGCAGGGGCUGAUCAGGACAGAGGAGAUCCAGUGUCGGGGAAAUGAGACCAGAAUUCACGACUGUCCCACCUCAACCAGGGAGCAUCAGAGCUGCGCUCACAGCAAUGACAUCAGCCUGGUCUGUACAGAAUACAGUGGUUACAGGCUGGUGGACGGCCCUGACUCCUGUUCUGGUCGGGUGGAGCUGCAGUACCGUGGUGAAUACAGGACAGUGUGUGACCAAUACUGGGACCUGAGAGACGCCACUGUUCUCUGCCAGCAGCUGGGCUGUGGGGAGGCUGUAGCAGCUCCAGGACAGGCCUGGUUUGGACAGGGCAGUGGAUCAAGAGGGGUCUGGACAGAGGAGCUCCAGUGUCAGGGCAACGAAUCUCAGAUUUUCUCCUGUCCAAAGUCAUCCACAACAUCACAGAACUGCACACAUGAGAACAACGUGGGACUGGUGUGUUUUGGAUACACAGGGUUCAGGCUGGUGAACGGCUCAGACUCCUGCUCUGGCCGAGUGGAGUUGCAGUGGCUCUUCAAGGACUGGGGGACAGUGUGUGACCUGUACUGGGACCUGACAGAUGCCAGUGUUCUCUGCCAGCAGCUGGGCUGUGGGGAGGCUGUAGCAGCACCAGGACAGGCCUGGUUUGGACAGGGCAGUGGACCAGUAUGGGCUGAUGUGUUUGAGUGCCGGGGUAAUGAGAGCCGUCUCUCACACUGCACUGUCUCUUCAUGGGGGAGAGCAGGGUGCUCUCAUGGACAGGACGCAGGAGUCAUCUGCUCUGCCCAGCGCUCCCUCAGGCUGGUUGGGGCAGGAAGCGACUGUGCUGGGAGGCUGGAGGUUUAUCACAAUGGCUCCUGGGGGACAGUCUGCGAUGACUCCUGGGGCCUGGCAGACUCUCAGGUGGUGUGCAAGCAGCUCCAGUGUGGGACAGCCCUCAGUGCUCCAGUGCCGGCCUCCUUCAGCCAGGGAACUGGAACCAUUUGGCUGAACAAAGUGGGCUGCCUGGGGAAUGAGUCCUCUCUAUGGGAGUGUCCCUCGGCAGGGUGGGGACAACAUGACUGUGGACACAAGGAGGAUGUGGGAGUGGUGUGUUCAGAGUUCAAGGAGCUGAGACUGGCCGAGGGCUGUUCUGGUCAGCUGGAGGUGUUCUACAAUGGCACCUGGGGCAACGUGUGCUGGAAUAGCAUGAGUGAGGACACAGUGAGUCUGAUCUGUCAGGAGCUGAACUGUGGGAAGAGUGGGCGUGUUGUUGAAUCUCGCCCCAGACGGGACUCCGCUCCUCACUGGCUUGAUGAAUUUAAAUGCCGCCCUCACGACUCCACGCUGUGGCACUGCCCCUCCUCUGCCUGGAAUCAGAACCAGUGCACAGACUCUGAAGUGGCUCUGAUCACCUGCUCAGAUGAAGAGAAGAAGUCUGUGCCCCGGAGUUUCAAAUCCUGUUCCACAGCCUCAGGCCAGGACACAUGUUCAAGCAGCACCAGGACAACACCCCAGACACAGCAGCUGGGAGGCCUCUCCAUCUCACUCCCGGUCCUCCUGCCACUGGGGGCUCUGCUUUUUGUGGUGUUGGCCCUGUUAGUGUGGCAGCUGAUCCAUAACAGGAAGCUGAGGAAAGGAGAGCUGAUGUCCUCUGUGAAAGAAGAGGCUCCAGAGUACUAUGAUGAUACUGCAACUGUACCUCAGAGCCCAGAUGCCUUCUCAGAUGAAACUUUAGAUGUUUCACAAAGGUUCACAGCAUUGCUCUCUCUGUCCUGA
Lepisosteus oculatus (spotted gar) is the source of this 1926-nucleotide messenger RNA. NCBI's taxonomy places the organism in Eukaryota, Metazoa, Chordata, Actinopteri, Semionotiformes, Lepisosteidae. The record is from RefSeq and is a predicted model, not a curated record.